Molecule: messenger RNA, 1932 nt
Organism: Aureobasidium musti
Lineage: Eukaryota; Fungi; Ascomycota; Dothideomycetes; Dothideales; Saccotheciaceae
Source: the annotation of a GenBank genome assembly
AUGCUUGAGACACGGCAUAUCCAGGAGCUGGAUGCUAACUCUACCAUCAAACACUAUUGGGGAUAUGCAGAUCGGAUCCUUCCAUGCACAAAAGAUGCUGGUACUUGUGCGUAUCUGGACUCUGUCUACCACUCGCAUCAAAUAUCUAUGCUUUACACCUUCAUUCUCUGGGCAGUUCUAGGCGGCGUUCUGGUAUUCAUGCUCUCGUUACGCUAUGGCAAGAGCGUAAGCCGCUCAUCUGAUAUCAAGACGCCACUUCGGCGUGGACUAGAUUCUCUUGGGUCUCUGGGGAGGCGAUGGAUGCUUUCUGAGGCCCCGGGAAGAGGAAUGCUCGGACGAGUCACUCUGCUACAAGUCACGGUGCUCGCGUCGCUCCUUGGCUACCUGUUGAUAUUCUCUCUCGUUGGUGUGACCUACAAAACCUGGAUCACGCCUACCAAAGGUCAUCCUAGCUUGAAAACCAUUAGGACCGGCUUCGGAGGCUGGGGUGAUCGUGUUGGCGCAUUGGCUUAUGCCUUGACGCCACUCACGAUUGCUCUUUGCUCUCGUGAAAGCAUUUUGUCUCUCAUUACUGGCAUUCCAUACCAACACUUCAACUUCUUGCAUCGCUGGACCGGUCGAGUCAUCUUCAUUCAAUCGUUCCUGCAUACUCUGGUCUGGACACUUGUCGAAGGAAGGUUUUACCAGCCACAGCCGGAAACUUACACCGCAUUCAUCAAACAAAAGUACAUCGUCUGGGGCAUUGUUGCCCAGAUCAUGAUUACAUUUUUGUACGUUUUCAGUACUAGCUGGGCCAUCAGGUUGACUGGCUAUGAGUUUUUCAAGAAGACCCAUGCUCUGAUUGGCAUUCUAUAUCUUGGAGCGUGUUGGGCGCAUUGGGACAAAUUGGCAUGCUGGAUGAUCGCUUCCCUCAUCAUCGUUCUUGCCGAUUUUGGCAUCAGAUUUCUGCGUACUGCUUUGCUUCACGUCGGAUACCGUAAGGGCAAGCCCGGUCUUGGUUUUCACAGCGCCAUCGCCACUGUUCAGCAUUAUGGCGACGAUGAAGACUCGGUCGUACGUAUCGACUUUGAUUUUAGACACUCUGCCUGGAAGCCUGGUCAACACUUUUAUCUUUGCUUCCCUGCCCUCAACAUCUGGCAGAGCCAUCCUUUUACGCCCUCAUCCCUUCCUGAUGGUCGUAGCGAUAUUCAGCACCACACAUACCUAAUCCGCGAACGCUCUGGUAUCACCGCUAAGCUUGCUGAAAUUGCCAAAGCCACUGGUGGAGACUCUUGCACAACUCCCGUCAUACUCACUGGACCCUAUGGAGGCACAUCGACGAAUGAAGCUGCAUCCUCCAAUCUUUUGGCCGUGGCGGGCGGUACUGGUGUUACUUCAGUGCUCCCAACUCUCCAAGACACCUUCACGGUCGCACAAACAGGCACUCGUGCUGUCGAUCUCGUCUGGGUUGUCCGCAAGAUUCAAGAUCUCUCCUGGAUCGCGCCAGAGUUGGCGGAGCUCAAGUCAUGGAUGUCCUCUGGUAAAGCAAGCGGCUUACGUCUUCGCAUCUUUGUCACCCGCGAAACAGCGCCACCAGAAUCAUUGAGUUCUUCCACAUCUUCUCUGUCAGAGAAGGGCAAGGGUUGCUGCAGCAAGCGCAAUAAGAGCGAGAAAAAUGGUGUGAUCGUCUCCUCUUCAAACGACUUGACGACACUCCAAGACAACUUUUCCAUCACCUAUCUUGGCGGCGCUCAUCCCUCGAUCAAAGAGGUUGUCGGCGACUUUGCUGAAAGAGCGGCUAUCUGCGGCGGCAGAAGUCAAGUCAUUGGUGCUGGACCUAUGGAGAUUGGUACUGCUUUGCGCUCUGCUGUCGCAAAGGAGAACCAUGCCGGCAGGGUGUGGCGAGGCGAUGAGAGUGGCAUUAUGGCUCUUGAAUGGGACUGUCGGUCAUGA